AUCUCUCUCUGCACUUUUGGCCAUCACACGCACACACACUGGCACAGCCCCAGCGACGUUUUGUUGUCUGUGACUCUUUCUGACGCCGUUUCUUUUCAGUCCUAACUGUAUUAGCGUGAGUAAGCUUUUGGCCGGACAGACGAGCGCGUGUCUAGUAGAAUCGAGAAUCGGAAAAUUCAGAAGUGAGAAACAGAGAUAAAGCCAAAAGUUCAUUAUCAAAUGCAACAGAACGAGCGGGACAAAGAAGAAGGGAAAAGAAGAGUGAAAAUUAAAAGUGAAAAAAGUCCGAGCGGACGCUGCCCUUGAAUUCGUGCGUGUGUGUGUGUGUAUGGGUGUGUUCGAGUUGUUUUUUUUUUUGUAUUUUUGCGUGCGUGCCUUUGCUUCCAAAAUUGUUCAAUGUAAAAAUAAACAUUCGAUUAGGUUUUUAAAACAAAAGCAACCUUGAAAAGGCACCCAAGAAGCAUCGACGAGCGGGCAGCGCUCUUUCAGCUUUUGCUUUCGACACGGCCGCGGCUAUUUUCGUGUGAAAGAAAUGCCUGCCCUGCCGCCUGAAUCGCCUGAAUAGCCUGAAUAGUUUUCCCAAGUGUCCAAUCGGAAAAGUAUUCGCAGAACAAUUGGAAACACUCGCGCUCGUGUGCGCCUUCCUUAACCUGAAACUCGUUAAUUUUCCGAAGCGGUUGCAUCCUGUGUAGAAUCGUAUUCUUGAAUUUAUGUAACCUUCAUCUCCUGUCCUGCCCUCUACUAUCCACAAGGCAAAAACAACGUUCAGGAAUUCGCAGGAGCACCCCUCACGCACAAAAAUUUGGUCGCAGCGGUGGUGGUGGCAGCAUGGAGUAGAAGAGGCACGCCACGCACGCCACAAAGGAGCAGCAGCAGGAGCAGCCCGGAAGGCGGCGCAGGAAUGAAGCGCUAAUGAAUUAACUAAUUAAAAAGAGAAAGCCGGCGCAAAUAGGCGUUAGCCCGUCAUACAAUCCGUUAGAGAAAACCAGAUACAUUGUCUCCUGAAAUAGCAUCGAUAGACACGGCUCCGUGGCUCAGAAUGACAUCAUACGCAAAUGACACAACGACGACCACAACCACAGCAGCAGCAGCAGCAGCAGCGGCGGCUGCCGCAGCGACUGGAGCAGGAAAUGCAGCAGCAACGGCAGCAGCCGGCGCAACCCAGGCGGGCGUAGGAGGCGUGGCUGGUGCAGUUGAAUCAUCGAAAGUCAAGGCCAAGAGCGGGGAUACCCUGCGCAUUGGCCGUGGUGGGAGAUACAGCGACGAGGACGGCAACAGCUCUGAUGGACGGGAGAAGGCCGACACCACGCCCGAGAACAUCAAGAAGAUAGCCGAGAUCAUGGACCAGACAGCGGAUAAGGUUGUCUCUGGGCCGGCCACGCCCCAGACGCAGCCUCCGCCUCCGCAUUCGCAUCCGCCCCUAUCGCCCCGCCAUCAGCUGCUGAGUCAGGUGAAUCCGGGCUCUGUGGGCCUGGGCGCUGCCAUCGAUGAGUCAAGCGGCAAGUUCUGUCUUGGCAAGCCGCCGCCAUCGCCGGCCGAAAAAGCGGCGGCAGCACAGACCAGAGCGAGCCACCAGAAGCAUCAGAUCGGGCACGCUCGCUCCAACAACAGCAACAGCAACAGCAACGACAGCAGCAGCAGAGUGUGCGCCGGCGAGGCAGAGGAGGAAGACAACUCGACCGAAUCGAACUCAACGACGACUGCCACGAAGCAGGCCCUGGCCUUCACCAUCGACCACUUUGAGGCCUCGGAGAACGAUGCUGCGGCACAGGCGGCCCGCUACAAGACCAUGAUGGAGCGCUUCCAGAACCGACACAAGCGUGGGGCCUCCAUGUCCAAGCUGGAGACGGAGAAUGCCACCACCACGACCGGGACGAACAGCGGCGGCGGCGGCAGUGGAAGGCACUCGCAGAGGAGCAGCCUGGACGCCGGCAGCAGUAUGGCCGACGACAUGUCCACGCCCACCUCCGAGCAGGCGCCGCAGGUGAGGCUCCGAGUGCGCGAGAGGAGUGCCUCCCGGGUGCGAGACGCCUCCAAGCGGCACAGCUGGUCGCCACGUAGCUCGGGCACUACAGCCCCAGAGCCAACGCCCACGAGUCGUCCGGCUAGCAAAUCGAAGCUGCCACCGCCGGCCUCUGCCAAGGGAGCCGCCAACCAGGUGGCCAACCGCACCGCCAACCAGUUCACGCCCCGCUCCACCGCCAUGCAGCUGGCCCUCAGGCAUGUGGAGAUGCUGUGCCCGCAGCCACCGCUGGCCGAUGGCAAGCCCCUCUCGGAGGACGCCGUCAGCGAGGCGGGCACCUACACGCUGGACGGCGACAACUACACGGAGGAGCAGAAGGAUCUCAUGAACAUCGACCGCAAUGCCGCAGCGGCGGCAGCCAAAGCCGCAGCCGCAGUAGCAGCAGCAGAAGCAGCAGCAGGAGCCGCGGCGGGAGUAAAGAUGCGCCCCAAGCAGCUGCCGGUUAAGUCGAAUCGAGGCAGCAAUGUGCUGGAGGUGAACUUUUACCACGAGACGCCGCUGCAGGAGCACCCGCCGCAGCACCAGCAGCAGCAGCCACAGAAGAGCAGCACGGGUGCCUAUCUCGAUCAGCUGAAGAGUCGUGUGCUGCGCCAGCAGGCGCCCCUGUCGCCACCCACUCCGCCCUCGCCGGCGGCCGAUGUGGGCUGCUUCACCAGCGUCACCACCAGCGGAGUGCUGGCCAAGCAGCGGGCCCUGGACACGCAUCCCAACAAGCUGACGCGCCACAGCCACAGCCACAGCCUGUCCACGUCGCAGAUCGACAGCUCCGAGUACGUGAGCAACGAGGCCAAGCUGCGCCACACCCAGGCCCUGUCCGGCUCCGCCACGGAUCGGCAGAAGGCCGAGUACCGCCUCAAUGUGUUCACCACCAGCACCACCCAGCAGCAGGCACCCCAUCAGAAACAGCAGCAUCACCAGCUGCCGGAGACGCCGCCCACGCCCACACAGAGCUCGGACACGGCCCUGAUGCAGACCGCGCAGACGAAGCAGGACUGGAUCCAGGAGUGGGCGCGCAACGCACGGGCACGCAGUCUCGCGCAGGAUGUGAGCGGCACGAGUGCCAGUCGACGCCAACAGCAGGCCCAGGCCCAGGCCCAGGCACAGCAACUGAUGACACGCAGCUACAACUGCUCGGACACGGGCGGAGAUUCGCUCACCGACGACAGCCUCAGCCUGUACAACCAGCAGCGACAGUAUGCGGCCGCCGCCAAGCUUAAUCGCAGUCUAGCGGAGCGCUACCGGCUGCUGGGCGACUGCGACUACGCCAGCGAUCCGGCGUUGUGCAGUCACGGGGGCGGAGGAGGACUGGGGCCGGGGCAGGCGGUGGAGCCGCCGUAUAAGCCGCCCAAGAGCCCCAGCAAGAUACCCUCGCCGCUGCACACGCUGGGACGUGGGCGCAGUGCCAGCCGGUCGCGGCCGCAGACCGAUGCCUAUCUGGAGCAGACGGCGGCGGCCAUCAGCAACCUGCAGCAGUCGCUGUCGCGCAGGAGCUCCGUUAAGUCGCCGGCACAGAGCAGUCCGCAGCACAGCCUGGAGGCAGGGGCGGGCGGUGGCUACCGGAGAUCGCCGCUGCACCGGGCGCUCAUGACCAGCAGCAUCAACGAGGCGCAGCUGCAGCUGCUGACCAGCGGAGAGUACCUCCUGAAGCAGCUGCGGCGCCGCAAGAACUCUCUGGACGAUGUGGAGCACGUCGAGCACUUGUACCGCCACGAGCACGCGUACGAGAAGUCGCCGCCUGAGGCGGCUGCCCCGUUGUCGCCGCUGCGUCGAUCGAGCAGCUUCCAGCAGCAGCAGGGGCAAGGGCAGCAUCCGGUGCGGCAGGCCCGACCCAACUUCCAGAACCUGUACACGCCGCCCGCGGCCCGUCACGCCCACGCCCUGAGCAUGGUCCAGCAGCUGAAGAAGUCGGCGAGCAGCAACAACUUCGACCAGGCCUACAGCGACUACGACAACGAGCUGCAGUACUACAUCAACGACGAGGACGAGCUGGGCACCACCGGCGCCUACUACUCCAGCAACGAGGAGGACGAGGUGGAGGAGUCCCAGGGCUCGGUGCCGCUCACCAACACGCGGAUGAACAAGGCCCUGCUCAUGCGCAUCGAACGCAGCAAGCAGCGGGUGGCGGGCACCGGACAGACCCAAGCCAAGCCCUCCUCAGCGCCGGCUGGCAAGCUAAGCGCUGCCCAGGCCGGGGCAGGCCUCGUGGCAUGCCCCAACACGCCCGAACUGCCGCGACGCGGCAUCAGGAGUGCCUCGCGGGCGGCUCCCGGCUCUGGGCCCAAGACCCGCCAGUCGAUGCCGCGCGAGACGAGCUUGAGUCGAUUGGCCCAGCAGGUGCCCAGCUCCCUGGCCAACGCCAAGAAGCAGCUGCUGCAGACGGCCAACGCCAGCGUGGCUGCCGGUGCCAGGGAACAGCGAGUGCAGCCCAAGUAUAUGGACAUUUCCAAGUACAAGCCGGCGCAGUCGAACAGCUUUCUGCGGAAGAACGACGCCAAGAGCACGCUGAAGCCGUCGGACCAGAUGAAGCGCAGUCCCAGUGCCAGCUCCAUGGGCCUGAGCCGGGGCGAGGGCACCCGUGCCAGCAAUCGCAGUGUGCGGAGCACCGUCUCCGCCAUGAACACCAGUACCACGUCCCUGGGCGGCAGCAAUUCCGGUAACCGGGCCUCUUCCGCUGCCCGACGAGAUGCCUCAGUUAACAAGCAAAAGGAGGCCGAGAUGGCCAUGUGGAAGCGUCGUUCGACAUACGACCCCAUGAAGGCGGCAGCCGAGGAUCGUCGCAGGAAGGAGGAAGCGCGUCGUGCCCAGAACCAGACGCAGAGUCAGCAACAGAUGAACGACGAGGCCGAUGAAGUGCCUUUCGAGAGUGUACUGCGCCCAAACAACAAUAUGACUAUCACGGGCGGGGGCCACGGCUACAGUCCUCGAAACUCUGUGGAAAACGACGCCUGGACGCUUGGUGAGUCCUCAGAGUAUGGCGAAUAUGUGGACGACUACGAUGAGAACGACGAGGCGGAGGCGGAGGCAGAGGCAGACGAGGAGCACGACUAUGUGGGCCAGGAGUCCGAUGACGUGUUCGAGAGGGAGUCUGCCGAAACUGCGGCCCAGGGCAGUGCCGAGUAGGCCGCAAGAACAACAACAACAACAACAACAACAAAAAGAACAAGAACACAAAGCGAAACCAGCAACAGUGAUACAUAGAUUCGAUAUAUACAUAACUAUAUAUACAUAUAUAUGUACAACAUAUUGUAUUUCUUAGAGAUCGAUGGAACCUUCUCUGAGUUGGAUCAUACUGCACAUACUAGAUCCUUCAAUCCCGGCUCAUUCGAUUUAUUUGUACUUUGAAUGCCGCGAGUAUCAUCGAAUAACCAAAUAAACAGAAUAUGCUUAGCGAUAGAAAGUUAAUGCUGUCCAAAAAUGCCAUAAACAGAAAUGCUUGUUCAAAAGAAGAAAUUGUUCAAAAUCUAAACAGGAAACCGUAUUAAUUGUGAAAGAACAACAGCAUAGAUUAUAGCCAAUCGAUUCCGUUUCCGAUAACAAAUUCAAGUCUCUUCAGUCUUCAAUUUUGCUUAUGGUGCAAUACACACACUCUAUGAAGGAAAACUAAUACUCAGAAGUGGCCCGGCCCAGCUAUUGUCAGCGGUUCGCGACCAAGUGCUACACAAAUAUUUGUAUUAUAAGAAUUGCUGAUCCCCCAUCGGGACAACGGACCACAAGGAAUUGAAUUAAUUUGUAAUUUGUGCUAAGAUCAGUUCUCUCUUCGACCGGUUAUAUGCUUACAAGAAAAUGCAAGGAAUUAGUUCAUUUUGUCGUAGGAUUUUGUAGUUACUCAUGAACUCAUGAACUCAUGUCUGUAGGUUUUUUGAUACACUUAUGUACGAGCAUGUAUGUAUGGUAUGUGCGAACAGAACACGCAAUGGAAGGUAGCUUACAUAACUAGUUAUGAUACGAUCUAGUUUUAUAUAUGAACAUGCAAUGGAAACACUAGUUGUACUACAUACUACAUAUAUUGUAUGUGUAUGCAGAGAUCUGCAUAGUAUAUUUAUGGAGCAUAUGUGGUAUUUGCUUUUAAACUAACUAAAACUAAAUUGUUUAAGUUUUUUUUUUAUUGUUUUCGAAACUGCAAAACAGAAUUAACAUAGCAGUCAACCAGUGGUGUCGGUGUCCAUAUAUAUUCGCAACUGCUCGUGGCCUUUUAUCUGGAGUCGUUUGGGUGGGAUAGCAAAAUAGAUUUUAACCGAAUAGAACUGAAGGAUUUAUAAGUUAUAAGACGGUCCAUGGAAUAUCGUUUAAAGAUAGUUUAAAAAAUCCAGCACUCAACAGAUAAUGUCCUGCCAUUCGGAAUGUCCAUUGAUGGGGUUUCCCGAGCAGUUGCCCGAUUUUAAAACACACAUCUAUUAUUUACUAUUUUAAAGAAAAUUUAAUUUUAACACAAGGAAAAGUAAAACUGAUCAACAGCCGUCUAUAACAUUUUUAAAAUUUGUAUAUUUUAAGUAUUUAAACAAUGAUGAACGAAUUGUUUACCGUAUUGUGUCCUAUUUCUUGUUAUUUGAUUUCGCGAAUAUUUUUAGAUAAACAAAAAUAAACGAAUG
This is a messenger RNA of Drosophila persimilis, 6612 nucleotides long. RefSeq lists its product as uncharacterized. The coding region runs from base 1040 to 5143 and encodes 1367 amino acids. The transcript is spliced from 5 exons. Lineage: Eukaryota; Metazoa; Arthropoda; Insecta; Diptera; Drosophilidae. The record is from RefSeq and is a predicted model, not a curated record.